Besnoitia besnoiti is the source of this 1749-nucleotide messenger RNA. RefSeq lists its product as uncharacterized. The record is from RefSeq and is a predicted model, not a curated record. Lineage: Eukaryota; Apicomplexa; Conoidasida; Eucoccidiorida; Sarcocystidae. Bases 1 to 1749 code for a protein of 582 amino acids. The transcript has a single exon.
AUGGCGAAUGCGGCACCGCGUAUGCGGCGCGCAGCCAUUGAGGUGCUCGAGGAUCGGGCACGAAUUUUCGAGAGCCGUGACGAAGUCAGCACGGAGGAGCAGGUUAUGGGCGCAGUUGCUGAUGCAAUCGGCGGUCUCUCAGGUGCAAGGGCGGGGAGAUCGCGGAGAGGCACGGUGCGGCGUCGACUCACGAAGGCGUCUCGCACGCUGUUUGUUUUCACGACGCUCGUGGCACUGAGCAUUGCACUCCUUCGGUUCUCGUCGUGCAUGCGUAAGCUCGCACUCGGCCGAGGUGUGCCCGAAUUCGGUAUCGGUGUAGGCCAGCAGGCGCGCCGCAGACUGGCUUCUGCAGACGGCGAGAAAUCCCGAGAGGGAGACCUGGUCGAGGCGUGCAAGAGGCAGAGUGUGGAGGAAGCUGCAGCGCAGCGGGAGGUGCUCCUGGACUGGUACGUGGAGCACCAGGCCAGCUCCCACGAGGAAAGUGGGAUGCCUGAGGACGUUGCGCUGAUGGAGGCUGUGAUUGACUCGUCUCAGGCUUCUGAGGAGCAGCUGGAGGACCUGCGCGCCAAGGUGGAGAAUGCUGAGUCCGGGCGUGCUUUUGGCAAGUCGCUCGGUGAGGGCGUGCACCAGUUUCGGGGUGUCGGAGGGGUGACCGUGGAACAGCUGACAGAGGGAGUUUCUGUGUCAGAGGACAGCCUCGACCUCGAAUCGCCCGUCUCUAAUAGCCGGGGAGAGUACUUCGCUCCUGAAUCAAACGUCUGGUCAUUUGCCGGUCUAGCCGGUGAACGGCCGGGACUGGAGAUCGGCCCGGUGGGGACACGGUUCUGGGAGACCAAGUGCCGAGAGUGGCUACAGCAGAAAGUGGAGGAGGAAGCCAAGCGUCUUGCUAUGAUCCACUUGCACGUAAAGCACGUUCAUGCGUCCGCUAGCGAUGCGGCGCAGGGCAAGGAGAGGGAGGCACUUGUUCGCGAAUGGUUCCCGGAUGCGGAGGACAGGCGUGAUACUGAGGAAUAUCUCACUGCGGUUUUCGGCAAAGAGGUGUUUGACGCGGUUGUGAGCGCACAAUUUCUUGCUUCACCGGUUCUCAAGCAGUACGCCGCCGGUGUAGACCUAGUGGAGCGCCAGAUUCUCUGGGGGUGUACAACGGCUGAAUCUGUAGAGAUGGAGACCGCAGACGCCGAAGAGCCCCAGGUGGAGUCCGAGCUCAUGCUCCGCGAAGCAUGGGAGCGUCGGCCUGACAGUUACACCUGGGACCAGGGUCCGUCUGACGAGUUGCUGCUGUGGCUGGGGGAGCGUGCUCUGAAGACGAAAGUGGAGGCGGAAGCGGAGAGUGCUGCUUCGUCGAGCGUCGCUGACUCGUCCACGCCUGCUGAGGCUGAGCAUGCAUUGCUGGAGGACCCGACGCCUUCGGGGUCGGCGGAGGAGGACGGUGCGCUCGGUCAGGGUGCUGCCGCUCCACCUCGCGGAUCUUCAGAGGCUGGCGGAGAAAGGAGCCUUGCAAGCAGGGGGUUCGAGCUUGCGUUCUCGCUGGAGGAGGCUCGCAUCCUCGAGGGACUGCUCCCCGAUGCUCAGUCGUUGUUCACUGAAGCCUUCGGUAGGGAGGGGGGCGAGGACCUGACUGUGCAGCAAAAAGCUGCCAGUGCAAGGGUAUCAGUUCUUAGUGCACUUGGAGAUCGGCUGUUCGCAGAGAAGCUCGCCGAGCAACAAACUGAGCUCGAUGCGCCGCAUCCGCUCGCCGUGCAGGAGUGA